Mercenaria mercenaria is the source of this 3915-nucleotide messenger RNA. RefSeq names its product transcription factor IIIA-like. Gene Ontology annotation, biological process: regulation of transcription by RNA polymerase II. The transcript is spliced from 9 exons. Gene Ontology annotation, molecular function: transcription coregulator activity. The record is from RefSeq and is a predicted model, not a curated record. Lineage: Eukaryota; Metazoa; Mollusca; Bivalvia; Venerida; Veneridae. Gene Ontology annotation, cellular component: nucleus. Bases 82 to 1578 code for a protein of 498 amino acids.
GUUAGGCAAGAGAUUUAUUAAAAUGAUAGACGGAAGGAAACAGAAAAUGAAGGCUUUUUUUUUUAUUUUCUACUCUCAUCGAUGGAUGAACACGUAGCAGACGAUAACAACAUUCAAUGUUUUGGCAGUCGUUACGGAUUAUUGAUAAUCAUGGCUGAAAGCAGUGGAACACAUGUUUGCUCUUUUUCAGGCUGUAAUAAGAAGUUUAAGAAACAAAGUAGAUUACAGAGUCAUUUUCUGUCACAUACAGGAGAGCGUCCACAUGUAUGUAAAUAUGAGGGUUGCAACAAAAGCUACAAACGAGUUGACCACUUGAGUCGUCAUCAGCAACUUUCCCAUGUAUCGGAUGAUGAACAAGAUCUAAGUUGGGAAUGUGAGGAGAGUGAUUGUGAAGCAUCCUUCAGUUCUGUGUAUGCCCUGAAGAAACAUGUCAGUCAGCAUCAUGAGAAAGAUACAUAUAAGUGUCAUUUGGUGGGCUGUGGGGCAGUGUUUAACAAGCAUCAUCAGUUGAAGACACAUAAACUGGAAGAACAUGCACAAGGCAGAGCUUUAUGUUGUACAACACCUGGAUGUGGCAAAUCAUUCCCAACACAAAACAAGCUGAAGAGACAUAUGAAAAUACAUGAAGGUUACUCGUGUAUGGAGACAGAUUGUGGCAAGAAGUUUGAUAAGUGGUCGUUGUUGGUCAAACAUAAAAAAGUUGAGCAUGCAACAGUACAUGAGUGUUCAGAAUGCAAGAAGACCUUCAGUCAGAAACAGUGGUUAAAGCAGCAUAUGUUAACACAUGCAGACAAACGUAUAUUAUUCACCUGUUACCAUGACAACUGUGGACGUGCAUACCUUGAUCAGCGUAAUCUCAAUGCUCAUAUACGUAGUUACCAUGAUGGCAAGAGAUUCCAUUGUGAGCAUGAAGGAUGCAGCCAGACAUUCACAACCAAACAAAAGCUACAGAAUCACCAGAAACUGCAUGAUCCAAACAGACCACUACCUAAGAAAGCUAAAAAGAAGAAAUCAAAAGCAGAGAAGCUUCUGGGUGUAAGCAUGGAAACAGAAUCAAGGGGUCAAGAUCAUGUGACAUUUUACUCACCCAACAGAGAAGAUAGUAUUGACUUGCCUGACCUUUCUCAUUUACAUACAGACAAAAGUAAAAAGGCGAAUUUACACAGUACAGCAGAUGGUGUAAGGGAAGAGUAUGUACAGCACGAGGAAAUGAUGGACUCCAUUCUUCAGUCAGCAAUACAUAAAGUGAAAAGUGGCCAACUGAAUACUGAUAAAAGUGCAAUUAGUGAACCAGGUAUGAGCAAAAGUGGUGAACUUAAAGUGAAUAGAAUUGGUGAACUGGAUAAAGACAAAAGUAUUGAAGAUACAGGCAAAAGUGACGGUUAUAGUGCACAGAAAAGUUGUGAACUAGAUCUAAAUGAUGAAAUGAAUGUUUCAAGUACAGAUCAUUGCCACGUUGAGCUGGCGAUGGACAGUGUGUGUUCAGGGACUUUAUUAGAGUGUUGUCCUGAUGAUACAGAAUCUAGUUCAAAGAGUGAAUUGAACAGUAAUACCAUAGUUUCUACUUCAUGUAAUUGAUCAGUAAUACUACAGUUCCUACAAUAUGUAAUUGACCAAUAAUACUAGAGUUUCUGCUUCAUGUAAUUGAUCAGUAAUUCUGCAAUUCCUAUGACAUAUUUUUGAUUGAUAAUACUACAGUAUCUACUGCAUGUAAUUGACCAAUAAUUCCGAAGUUUUGACCGAUAAUAUCAUAGUUUCUACAACAUGUAAUUGAUCAAUAAUACCACAGUUUCUGCUACAUGUAAUUGACCGAUAAUACUUGUUUCUGCUACAUGUUUCUUCUACUUGGUCAUUGACCAAUAAUUUCUCAGUAUCUACUGCAUAUACUUGAUCAAUAUGAGCGGAAUUCAGAAAUUUUUGAGACUGUCCUUAUGAAAUAAUGAAAAACCAGUAUCUAAGCAUACCGAAAGCUGCAGAGUAGUCAGUAAUGAAGCUCAGCCAGCAUUUUCCCUGCAAAGGAAAGAGAAAAAAAUCAAAGGGACUUAGGUAGGGUGAAUAUGGAGGGUGCAGCAAUUAUUGCUUGACCUGCUGGUCCUUAAAUACUUCAGUACAAUAUUGCUCUUGUGUGUAGAUGCGUUGUUACGAAUAAGGGAGAUGUCCCAUAAGGCAUAAACAAAUUUGGUGGACAAACUGGUAAUGUUUCUGAUUUUAGAACUGAACCUUGUCCAUGUAAAACUUUUCAGUAAUAUAUCUUCCAGGUGCACUGGGUAUUUGCACAACAAGGCCUUUUGAAUUGAAGAACCCUUUUUAUAUGCCCCCAGAAGGUGGGCAUAUUGAAAUCGCACUGUCCGUCCGUCCGUGUAAAUUCUUGUCUGGGCUGUAACUCUGCCAUCCAUAAAGGGAUUUUGAAAUAACUUGGCAUAAAUGUUUACAAUAAUAAGACGACUUGUCAUGGCUCCAAGGUCAAGGUCACACUUAGAGGUCAAAGGUUAACAGGGUCUCUUGUGUCCGGUCCAUAACUCUGCCAUCCAUGAAGGGAUUUUGAAAUAAUUUGGCGUAAAUGUUUGCCAUAAUGAGACGAUGUGUCUUGCGCAACUCCUAGCUCCAAUGUCAAGGUCACAAUUAGAAGUCAAAGGUUAACAGGGUCUGUUUAGUGUCUGGUUCAUAACUCUGCCAUUCAUCAAGGGAUUUUGAAAUAACUUGGCAUAAGUGUUCCCCAUAAUGAGAUGAUAUGUCAUGUGCAAGAUUCAGACCCCUAGUUCUAAGGUCACACAUAGAGGUUCAAUGUUAACAUGGUCUGUUUCUUGUCCAGUCCAAAACUCUGCCUUUGAUGAAGGGAUUUUUAAAAUUACUUGGUAUAAUGUUCCUGAUAAUGAGAUGACAUGUCAUGCCCAAGACCCAGAGCCCUAUCUCCAAUGUCAAGGUCACACAUAGAAGUCAAAGGUUAACAGGGUCUGUUUCUUGUCUGGUCUAUAACUCUGCCAUUUAUCAAGGGAUUUGAAAAUACUUUGACACAAAUAUUAAGGUGUGUCGCGCUUAUGACCCUGAUCUUUCAGGUCAAGGUCAAGGUCACAAAAGGAUUCAUAUCUAAAUUAUUCUGGCAUUUUUGCACAGACAACUGUAGCAUUCUUAGGCACGCUUCAGGGGCAUUUCCCACUAUUGGUGACAGCUCUUAUUUGAUCACUGGUUAUUCUUGCCAUUUCUGUUUCACUGUUUGUUGUUUUUCCGCAUUUAAGGUUCGAAAUGAUAUACCACGUCUCAUUCUCGGUUAGAAGUCAUUAUAGAUUUUAAGAAGUUUUUUUGUAACAUUACACCUUUAUGCUUUUUGCUCUUUGCUGGAAAGAUUGGUUACCCACCUUGCACAAGCCACCACUAAUUUCAGGUGCUAAGUCAGAAUUCCAUGAACACUUCCCAAUGAAAUUCCCAUUGAUGCAGCUAUAGUGAAAACUGUAUAUCUUGAGUCUUCUGCUACAAUGGUUGCUACAGGAGCAAUGUUAUGAAAGAAUGCUGACGUUUUAGAGCACCUACAUAAAAGCACUCAAAAUUUUCUGAAGUCCUUUGUUAAUACCAGAGUUUCUACUUCAUGUUGUUGAUCAAUAAUACCACAACUACUACUACAUGUAACUCAAAUAUACAUUUACCACUGAAUUCUUUGUUAGUGCUGAGGCUGGAUAACUAAUUGUAUUGCCAGUUAGUGCCUUAAUGUGUACUAAAACAGGCUUGUUUCAUUUUUGGUAGGCAUGUUCCUACAGGAAAGCAGUUCAUUUGAAAACUUAAAAGAUGGUGAUAAUAAGUUAAUAAUUAGUGAACAUCUUUAGGUUAUCAGUUGGCAUUUAUUUUUGGUUUUCAAGAUGUAAACUGUCUUAUUACUCAUUUUGAAAUGUACACAUGGAAGCAAUAAAGGACAUUAACCGA